Molecule: messenger RNA, 1001 nt
Organism: Teleopsis dalmanni
Lineage: Eukaryota; Metazoa; Arthropoda; Insecta; Diptera; Diopsidae
Exons: 1
Coding region: 99-1001 (300 amino acids)
Source: RefSeq, a predicted model, not a curated record
UUGACUAGCGAAAUAUUUUAUUUCAGUAUAAAAACAAAGCCAACCCGUAGACCAAACAACAGUACCGAUUUAACUCAUUUUACAAACAAAUACCAAAAAUGGCUGCUAUGCGUCUACUUGCGGUGUUCAUAGUCGCGCUCGCGUUAACGUCCACCACACAUGGCUCACCGGUGAAACGCAUCAGUAGACAAAAGUCCGCACGCCAAGUGGAGGCAACAACACCCAGUGCAGUUGCAGAAAAAACGCCAUAUCCAGCAGCGGGUUUCCGUCCAAAAGUGCCUUUUGAGCUACCGAAUGAACGUCAACCGAAAGCAGUGCCAGAACCAACAACCUCAACCACUGCUGCACCAAUUGAAGAUUUUGGCUUUGUUGUGACCACAACACAAAGCGCACCCACAAGCAUUGAAUUCGACGAUGAAGAUAAUAUCGCACAUACGCCCGCUGAUACAUACGGUGCACCUGAGGUGACUGCAAAAAAAAUUGAUGCAACUGUGGAAAAUGCUGUUGAUGGUGUGUCAAAACCAGCAGAAGACUUUCAACCACCCAACAGUGAACCCGUUGAAGAUUUCGGUGGUGCACCUACUGUGGAUGCUGUUGGUGGUGAUGCCGAGCCUGUUGCUGAUGUGCCUGUCAGUGUGGAGUCCAAUAUGCCGGAAACUAAGGAUGAGUUAUCGAAUGUCGACAUUGAUUUGAAGCAGUCGCCUGCAGAAACCUAUGGACCACCUGAGCUUGAUAUUGAUAAUCGUCAAUUACCAGCCGAGACAUACGGUGCGCCAACAGAAAAAGCAGCUGAAGCAGUUGAUGAAGUCGAUGAGCAAGAAAAUGAAUUAGUACCCGCCAAUACCAAUGAUGGUCAAUUUGAGGUGCUAAGCCGCUUAAGUGAUUUAAAAAAUGGUCGUCUCAUUUUCGUGCCAGCAGAUGGCACCAAUUUGAGACAAAUUUAUUUUGCUGAGCUGGAUGUGCCACAACGCACAAAUGGACGAUUAGUUAGGAUGCUGUAG